AUGCGCCCCAUCGAUUGUAUCUCCGAAUCUCACACUGGCACUGGAACUGGCACAGUCACAGUCGAUGAAUGUUUUAGCCCGCCGCCGGGUGCCAUUAUCACUGUUCAUAUCAACGCUAACACCGGCGCCUCUUCUGCAACGGACCUGGAUGUACCCGUAGAUGGUAGGACGAUAUUGGACGAGGACAGGAAUGCUGUGUCUGUAACUGUAACCGCUGCUGCUGCUGAUGCCACUCAACCCACCACCGACGAUAAACCGGCCACUCCCACUCACAAUCAGCCUGCCACUCAAAAUCAACCCGCCACUCAAGAGUCGCGUCCGACUCCAACUCCGAUUCCAGCUCCGGCGUUGACUCCGACUCCGUCUCUGACUUCAACUUCCACUUUGACUUCCACUUCCACUUCCACUCCGACGCCAACACAGACGCUCGUGCCAAACGCGACACAAAUCACAGAAAUUGAAAUUGAAAUCGACAUGCACUUAGACUUGGAAUUAGACACGGUGUACAAGGACCCUGCUUCUGUUGAACACGGUGCUGAGUCCGGCGACGCGACUCAGAUGCGUCUUGACUUGGGACGGAAGGCUAUUGCUCAUACCACUGCCACUGCCACUGCUGUUGCUGCUGCUACUGACGUUGUUACUUCUGCUGCUGCUGCUUUUGACAUUGCUACUUCUGUUGCUACUGAUAUUUCUACCACCGCGACUGAUACUGAUACCACUGCGACUGGUACUGGUACCGCUGCUACUGAUACUGCCUCUACUUCUGCUGCUGAGCCGGACGCAAAGACGUUUCCACCAGACUCGGAGUGUUCCACCGCGCACCAACAUCAAGAUGGCACUAUAAUCGCCGAUAAUGCUUCUUGUACCAAUGCUACUGCUACUGUUACUUCCGCUGCCAAUGGUGUCGCCGCUCGUGCUGUUACUGCUACUGUCUCGACGACUCUCCCGAAUUCUUCGCGUGCGGACACGAUGAAUGUCUCCAUCGAUAAGCCUGAUGACGCCGAUCGUCACGCUGAUGCUCAUGUGCAUGCAGGCGUAGACAGCGGGGAACACAAUCAGAACCAGAACCAGAGUCAGGACCAGGAGGCAAACGGGGAUGCAAAAAUGGGUGACGAUAUGGAUUGUCGUUCAGAUGGCGUGUCCCCUGUUCUCGAUCAUACCCACACCGAUGGGGAUGGUAAUAAUAAUAAUAAAGAUAAUAAUAAUAUUUGGAACGGCAACGGCGACAGUGGCGAUCUUGGGCGCGUCCAGGGUGACGCUGACGCCCGGCGUCAGAUUGAAGCGCAGGUCAGUCAACACACGCCGACCGCGAAUUCCUCGUGCGCACAACCGCCAGAGCCACAGUUACAACCCCAGACAAAGCCAAAGCCCAAACCAAAGACGCACGCGGACCACAUGCGCGCGCUCAUCUUGCGCAAAGUCAAUCCACAAGGCGCGUUCGAUGUACAGUAUGCCUGUUCGGAUUGUGAUACUGAUCAGACAAAUGCAGAUACUAACACCAGGGUCGAUACCCAAACCAACACCACGGCCAACAUCAACGCGUUAACCACGCCUUGGCGCUUCGUGUUCAACACGCACUACGAGGUCGAGGACGAGGUGAAAGAGAUACCAGCUUACUCUUGGAUGACAAGGCGCGUGCGGUACCCCGAUGGAAAGCGGGUCAGCACCAACGGAAUGUGGGCAGCGACGCUCGCGGACUUCCACCGCGUCGCGUCAUGGCACGACCCGCCUACGGUGCCCAAAGCGCCCGAUGAUAAAUCAAGGCCGGACUCCUCCUCUAGCGCGUUGGAGUAUGAGAGGUGUCAAGGUCCGAGGAGGUGCACGGUGGUUGCGCCAAUGAAGGUGGUCACGUCCAGCAUGCUGCUCGCGAGGUACGCUUCGGUGGUGACUGGUGACGUGCGACACGACCGUCUGAGGCAGGUUCUGCGCAUUGCAGAGACGGAGGAGGGCCCGCAGAUUCUCCCGGUGUAUAGCAUUGCGAAACUCGUGCGGGGCGCCGAAGCGUGGAAGGCGCAGAGUGCGCCGGGCGGGGCGUCGUGGGCAAAGAUGACCUUGGAUGAUCUUAACAAUAACAAUGAUAUUGGAUGCGAAGAAGGCGAGCGGGCGAAGAAGAGGCCGAGAGAGCGCUGGGAGGUUGAUGAGCCGUGGCCUCCAGAGUCCAUCUUCAGUCCACGCGCGUACCCGCGUCCAUGGACACUCGAGCCUUUCAAGCAGCACCACUGGCACGCCGAAUACGACCUCACAAGCUGGGUGAACGUGCCGACGCUCCAGAGCUACAUCCCGCAGCACCUGCUCCCCGCAAAGCUCAUCGUGCACGAUCCCUGGGAGGUGCUCUCCGGCCUGCGCUGCACCGCAGAAGACCAGUACACCGCGCCGUUCACGCAGAAGAAGGACAUCGUGCGCGUGUUCAAGCUCAGCCUCGACCGCCGCCCGCGGUACGACAGCGAUAGGGAAGAGGAGCAGAAGGAGCUGGACAGGGAGGAAGCGCGCCGCACCGAGUUCCUCGCGUGUCCGAAGUCGGGGGUGCCGAUGCCUGCGGGGAUGUUCUAUGAGCCCCGGCGGUGCGUGGAGGAUGAGGGUGAUGGGACUGGGCCUGCGAAGCCGCCGGUGUACGUUGUGUUCCCUGCGCGGCCACGGAAAGUCGCCCCAAAAGAGGCGCAUUUGUAUCUCGCGCCUUCUGAGAAGAUGGGUUCGGGCCACCAUUCGUAUGUGUACCGCGCCGAGCUUGAGGUCCCGCGCUCGAUGUUAGUUGAAGACGUUAUCUGCGAGGACUGUGUGCGUGCAGACGUGAAACGCAUUUUAGAGGAGGAGGAUGGGAUAGACGGGGAAAAAAGAGAUCCGAAGUGGGAUGAUCAGACUGCUGGGAGGUAUGUAUUGAAGCUGAGGAAGUUGAGAGAUGGGAAGAGGCGGAAGGUCAUGUUCGGAUCCGAGGAAGCCAUGUGUGAAUGGGAUGAUAAACACGAUCGUGUAACGAAAGAACAAUCCCAGCUCCCGGAUGUUCAUAUCGAAUACGAAGGCCCCUAUCGCGCAGUGCAGACGAAGGUAGGCUAUCAAAAUCUUGAGCGGGCGCCGUAUUGCGAGCACUUGCGAAUGCGGAGCGAGAACAUCCACCCACUAACCGCCAGAGUCUAUGUUGCCGCAAAAUUAGCUAGCAGGGACGACAGUGAAGACCAUCUUCCGAAAGAGGCGUUGAACUACCAAGCAUUCCCGAAACACUUUUUUGAGCAUCGAACAGGGUACAAUUUGUCUGAGUCGGAACACCCUUUUGUUUUUCCCCAAGCCCCUGUGCCGCCAGGUGCACUGGUACCACAGUUUUAUGGGUACUACGAAGCGGAUUGGAAGGACCAAAACAACAGAAACUCAAAGGGCGAGAGGGAGCAUCUGAGUCCUAUUUUAUUGAUGGAAGAUUGUGGCCAGGCUAUCGAUCCAGACAAGAUGUCCGUAGAUGACCGGUGA
Psilocybe cubensis is the source of this 3456-nucleotide messenger RNA. RefSeq lists its product as uncharacterized. The coding region runs from base 1 to 3456 and encodes 1151 amino acids. The transcript has 2 exons. NCBI's taxonomy places the organism in Eukaryota, Fungi, Basidiomycota, Agaricomycetes, Agaricales, Agrocybaceae. The record is from RefSeq and is a predicted model, not a curated record.